GACGAACAGCUGGCUGACAGCGGUGGACGACGUCGGAGUUGACGUUUUCGGGGAGUGGUAGAGGAGCUUUUUGUAAGAGAGCCAAGAGUGGAGAGGAAAGGAGAGGAACGCGAUGAUGACGCAGAAUUUCGUCGCGUGUCGCGAGCACAGGUAAAACCUCGGCGCGAACCGUCACUGAUUCUCGCGUUUUUCCUAGCUGGACGCGAGUGUUUGGAGCCGCGCCGCCGUACACGGAAUGUUUUGUUUGUCCUCUCGGACCUAACCUACUUCACGGACGCAUCGUUGGCCGAUAAGGCUGGCGUUCGUGGGCGCGCGGGCGCGCGCGUGCGUGACUUUGUGUGCGUGCGCGCGCGACUCUCGUCUGGCACGCGUUCGACCACGCUAUCGUCGACCACGAUGAUCUCAUCGUUACCGCGAACACAUUUCCUGGUCUCCUCUUUGUCAGUGUUUCUAUUGCCGUGACAGUCGCCCGUUGCGAGCGUGUUCCGCAGGAUCAAAAACACACGCACACGUAAUCGACGCAGCGAGUAACAGCGGAGACAGCAGGAGGCUCGAUCGACUCCGGGUGAUCGUCUCCUCCAUCGGCAGGGUGGCUGCGAAGAUGCUUCAGAGACGUAACCGCGGUAGAAGACGUGUCCCCACUGUGACGUAUCUCGUUAGCGCGCAACAUGAACUCGCUGUUGAAGACGGUCAACACCAUCGCGCUCAGCAAGAAGCGGAACAUCCUCGUCAGGGAUUCCCUGCAGAAGCAACUCAACACCAGCGUCAUGGAGAUGCAGAGCGCGCCCGGGCUGGUCGACAGCGACGGCGGUGUUGUGGGCAAUUGCGACGAGACCAUGACCUUGUGCUCCGUGCUAGAGGCGAUAUUUCUGCACGGUCUGAAGGACAGCCUGUUGAAUCGGGUGACAGAAGCAUUGAGCGGGCCCGACUUCGAUGCCAUGCCGCAACCGAGUUUCUGGGGUCCACUGUUAGUGUUCUCACACCGUCAGAUCAUAGAUCAGAUACAAGGCCUGAGCCAACUCACUACAGAAGUUGGCUACUGUCGUGCCUGGAUAAGAAUGGCCCUCAACGAGGGCCUGUUAGCUAGCUACUUUUGCUCCAUCAAACGCGAUAAUUCGGCCCUGAAGCCGUACUACAAUCGUUCAGCCUACAUCAGAGACGCAGACUACGUUGAAGUGGCGCAGAGAUUGAUCGAGAGCUUGGACUAUGUGCACUUUGAAUUGGUCUGCAACAGUAGUCUCUUGAAUUUCUGGUCCACCACGCCGUUGCUCAUCGCCGGCAUUUGGUCGCCGCCGAUGAAGUCCUGUCCCGUGUUCAGCGCGGUGGACAUCGCGAAGACCAUCACCACCGAGGUCACCGACAAUGAGAACUUGGACGAGAUCGAGACUGCGAGCUCCAUCGGCAGCUUGGGUUCCUUCGCGUCCUCGCAGUCUAUGUUCAAUAACGUAGCCGCCAUCACGGAGGAUCAGGCCUUGAAGAUCAUUUUGGACAAUGAACAGUCGAGCAAUGUUCUUCGAGAACUGCGGCGCAAUUCCGCGGACGUCGCGCCGAGUAAGACGGUGGAGGAGCAAGAAGAGAAAGCGGACAGUGAUAACCGGCGACAACCACGCGGCGAUUCCGCGGACGCCGUGACAGAGAAGCAUGGAGAGAAACGACGGGUGGGUGAAGCCCAACAGGUGGCGAAUGGCAGCGUGGAUGAGAAGAAUGCAGACGCGAGUGUUGCCGCCGACGCAGAGGAUCCUUUAGCGCGGGACGUUCUCAGCGAGAGCGAGGUUGUCAACGACGUGGCCGGGACUACUGUAGGCAAUUCAUUGAUAGGAAGAUUGGGAUGGUCCACUUCGUUCGAAGAGUGCCAAUCUUCUUUGACUUCAUCUGUGAUAUCUCAUGGGUCGGGAACAGACGCGCCUUGUUCGCCCGGCGACGGUUCCACGUACGACGCGCUCAUUCAGAGCUACCACACCGCCGGGAACAGCACAGUGCCGAAUCUACAGGAAUUCCUGAAGAAGUAUCCGAAGAGAGAGACUGUCGGCGAAGAGUCGAAGGCUCAGUCCGAGUCGAAGGCUCCAUCCGAGGCAAAGGUUGUGAUAAAUUUCGACGAGCAGUUGGGCAGUUUACCGCGGGAAAAGGGUCUGGACGUGCAGAACUACAGUUGCUUCGAAUGCGGCGAGGCGAUCGGCAUGACUUUCUCCAAAGCGCACGUGUGCUCGUACUCUGGUGAUUACUAUUGCUCGAAGUGCAUGGCGGAUGGACAGUAUCUCGUACCGUCACGCAUGAUUCAUAACUGGGAUCUGAAGCAUUACCCGAUUUGCCAGAAAGCUGCUGCUUACUUGCAAGACAAGCCGACUCUAUUGGACAUGAAGAUUGUGAAUCCGAGGAUCUACAAAGCCGUAGACAGCAUGGCCCAAUUGCAGUCGUUACGAAUACAGCUGAAUCUGCUGCGAGCGUACUUGUUCACGUGUCGCGAGCCCAUCAUCGAGUCCCUGCAAAAGAAAGUCGCUCCAAGGGAUUACCUGUACGAACACGUUCAUCAAUAUUCCGUUUCAGACCUUCUCGACAUACCCAACGGGAUCCUCGCGCAGCAGCUCCAGAAGGUCGUCGAGUUCGCGAGAGGUCAUGUGAUAAAUUGUUGGCUCUGUAGUCAGAAAGGUUUUAUAUGCGAGGUGUGUAACAAUCCAAAGGUUAUCUAUCCGUUUGAUAUGGAGUCCACAUUCCGGUGUGGGGCGUGUAACGCCGUAUUUCACGCGGACUGUUUAAACGCUAGUAAACCGUGUCCAAAGUGCGAACGCAGACGUAAACGGAUGGAUUUGCCGCUUUUAGAUAUGGGCUGUACAGAUCUACCGAACAAUAGUAUGUCCUCGUCUCCGAUCGAUACGAAUUAGUGAAAAUUAUUGGUUAAUAUUACUACUGACGAUUCGAUGUUUUUUGGUUUUUUUUUAACACUUAUUUAAGUAAUAUUGUUUACAUAAUCCGUAUUUUGUAAAAUUUAUUUCAAUAAGCGCGGUAACCAUUUAUCUCUAUAUUUCACCUACGAAAUCGCAUAUAUGCCGAUAUAAAUAACAUUAAUAACAUGUUACAUCCGCUAUGCUAUGUAUACACAGUGAAAAAUAAAAUGUCAAUUUUAUGUUCACUCUGAAUUACAAGUAGCUCAUUUUUCGUGUGUUAUUUGUUGAUAAAACUACAAAUAUUAAUUAAUUGAUACUCACACAUACUUUUUUCACUUUUACGUUUGUCGUUUUGUCUUCAAGAAUAAUUAAAAUAACAUUUUAUAUAUUUUAGUGCAUUAGGUAACUAAAUAAUCUUGUUAAGACAUGUAUUCACAUAUACAAUCAAAAAUGUUCUAUCAAUAUUUCUUAUAAGUUAUUUUAAAACUAAGUUAGUGUACAUUUUAUUAUGUUUUAUGUUAUAUUUACAUUAUAUUUUUAAAUAAAAACAAACAUGAAUGUAAAAAGGGAAUGUGUGUCAACUAAUUAGUUCUUUAAUUUUAGUUUGUCAACAAGUAAUACAGAACGAAUGAGUUACUUUUACUCAAAAUCUGGAAUGGACCUUCUUUGGCAUAAAAAUUAACAUUUUAUUUGUUACUGUGUAAAAUCGUGUAUAGGAAUGUGAAAUCUAAUCAUAUUUUUUAAUGAUUAUUCGAAUCACGCACAUGUGCAAUCUAACUUAUAAUUUAUUUCUCUUCUUUUAUACUAAUUGCAUGAAAAGAAUGCUUACGUGUAAACUCAGCAAACUAAAAAUAAACGAAUAUUUGUACUCUAUGAGACUGGCAGCUUUCUAUAUAUAGGCGAGAACAUGUUGCGUCUUUGCAUAUUAUGCAAGUUUAUUGUAAUUUUAUGUACAAAAAGUAGUAAAAUAUAUGAAAUCAUCUAUUUA
Odontomachus brunneus is the source of this 3870-nucleotide messenger RNA. RefSeq names its product pleckstrin homology domain-containing family M member 1 (gene Plekhm1). The record is from RefSeq and is a predicted model, not a curated record. The transcript is spliced from 3 exons. Lineage: Eukaryota; Metazoa; Arthropoda; Insecta; Hymenoptera; Formicidae. Bases 669 to 2879 code for a protein of 736 amino acids.